Messenger RNA from Nestor notabilis (Kea), 2427 nucleotides. It is a transcript of the gene NEDD4L, whose product is annotated as neural precursor cell expressed, developmentally down-regulated 4-like, E3 ubiquitin protein ligase. NCBI's taxonomy places the organism in Eukaryota, Metazoa, Chordata, Aves, Psittaciformes, Psittacidae. The coding region runs from base 310 to 2427 and encodes 705 amino acids. Gene Ontology annotation, biological process: regulation of dendrite morphogenesis; ubiquitin-dependent protein catabolic process. The transcript is spliced from 24 exons. The record is from RefSeq and is a predicted model, not a curated record. Gene Ontology annotation, molecular function: protein binding; sodium channel inhibitor activity; ubiquitin protein ligase activity.
UCUCGUAUCCUCAGGGUGAAGGUGGUUUCUGGCAUUGACCUGGCGAAAAAGGACAUCUUUGGAGCCAGUGACCCAUAUGUGAAGCUUUCCCUGUAUGUAGCAGAUGAGAACAGAGAACUCGCUCUUGUGCAGACGAAGACUAUCAAGAAGACACUGAAUCCAAAAUGGAAUGAAGAAUUUUACUUCAGAGUGAACCCAACCAACCAUCGGCUCCUGUUUGAGGUGUUUGAUGAAAACAGGCUGACCAGAGACGACUUCCUGGGUCAGGUGGAUGUGCCCCUCAGUCACCUCCCGACUGAAGACCCCACCAUGGAAAGACCAUACACCUUUAAGGACUUCCUGCUCAGACCAAGAAGCCACAAGUCUCGUGUAAAGGGCUUCUUGAGGCUGAAGAUGGCUUACAUGCCUAAGAAUGGUGCCCAGGAGGAGGAGAACAGUGAUCAAAGGGAUGACUCUGAGCACGGAUGGGAUGUGGUUGAUUCCAGUGACUCCGCUUCUCAACGCCAGGAGGAGUUACCGCCUCCUCCACUGCCUCCAGGGUGGGAAGAGAAGGUGGACAACCUGGGCAGGACUUACUACGUCAACCAUAACAACAGGACUACUCAGUGGCAUCGACCAAGCUUGAUUGACGUGGGCUCCGAGUCAGACAACAACAUCAGGCAGAUCAACCAGGAGGCUGCCCAUCGGAGGUUCCGCUCUCGGAGGCACAUCAGUGAGGACCUGGAACCAGAACCCAUGGAGAGUGGAGACAUUCCUGAGCCUUGGGAAACCAUUUCAGAGGAGGCAAGUGCAAGUGGAGAUUCCCUAAGCUUGUCAUUGCCACCUCCUCCUGCAUCUCCAGUGUCCCGUCCCAGUCCUCAGGAGCUAUCUGAGGAACUGAGCAGAAGACUGCAGGUCACUCCUGAUUCCAAUGGGGAACAACUCAGUUCUUUGAUUCAAAGGGAUCCUACUUCAAGAUUAAGAUCCUGCAGCGUAACGGAUGCAGUUGCUGAACAGUCUCAGCUCUCCUUGCAGAGCGGUCCAGCCAGGAGAGCUCGUUCUUCCACUGUCACAGGGGGUGAGGAGCCAACGCCCUCCGUGGCCUAUGUCCACACCACCCCAGGCCUCCCCUCGGGCUGGGAGGAGCGGAAGGAUGCCAAGGGCAGGACCUACUACGUGAACCACAACAACCGAACCACCACGUGGACGCGGCCCAUCAUGCAGCUGGCGGAAGAUGGGAUGGUGGGAUCAGGAGCCAACAGCAGCAACCACCUCAGUGAGCCCCAGAUCAGGCGGCCUCGCAGCCUCAGCUCACCCACCGUGACCCUCUCUGCUCCACUGGAGGGUAUGAAGGACUCCCCGGUGCGCAGGGCGGUGAAGGACACCCUCUCCAACCCCCAGUCUCCACAGCCCUCCCCUUACAACUCCCCUAAGCCACAACAUAAAGUUGCUCAAAGCUUCCUCCCUCCUGGCUGGGAGAUGCGGAUAGCGCCCAACGGCCGGCCCUUCUUCAUCGACCACAACACCAAAACCACUACGUGGGACCCAAGGCUGAAAUUCCCAGUGCAUUUGAGAUCAAAAGCAUCUUUGAACCCAAAUGAUUUGGGCCCUCUUCCUCCUGGUUGGGAGGAAAGAAUACACCUGGACGGACGAACGUUCUACAUAGACCAUAAUAAUAAGAUCACGCAGUGGGAAGACCCCAGGCUGCAGAACCCAGCCAUUACCGGUCCAGCAGUUCCCUACUCCAGGGAGUUCAAACAGAAGUAUGACUAUUUCCGGAAGAAGUUGAAGAAACCAGCCGAUAUCCCCAACCGCUUCGAGAUGAAACUCCACAGGAAUAACAUCUUCGAGGAGUCCUACAGAAGAAUCAUGUCUGUGAAGAGACCUGACGUGCUCAAAGCCAGGCUCUGGAUUGAGUUUGAGUCCGAGAAAGGACUUGACUAUGGAGGGGUGGCCAGAGAGUGGUUUUUCCUCUUGUCCAAGGAGAUGUUUAACCCUUAUUACGGUCUCUUUGAGUAUUCAGCAACGGACAACUACACACUUCAGAUUAAUCCUAAUUCAGGUCUCUGUAAUGAAGAUCACUUGUCCUACUUCACCUUUAUCGGCCGCGUGGCCGGGCUGGCCGUGUACCAUGGCAAGCUCCUGGACGGCUUCUUCAUCAGACCUUUCUACAAGAUGAUGCUGGGGAAACCGAUAACUCUGAAGGACAUGGAGUCAGUGGACAGUGAAUACUACAACUCCUUGAAGUGGAUCCUGGAAAACGACCCCACGGAGCUGGAUCUCAUGUUCUGCAUCGACGAGGAGAACUUUGGCCAGACGUACCAGGUGGACCUGAAGCCCAACGGCUCCGAGAUCAUGGUGACAAACGAGAACAAGCGGGAGUACAUCGAGUACGUGCGCAGAGGAGGGGGUCCCCCGGGGGAGGAGCUGGGGGGGCUGAGGAGAUGA